UUAACUACUUCAGACUCAUGUCGUACACUGGAGAUGAGCAACGAACAUAUGUUUGAAGGCAAACGUUUACAAAAUCACGUGAUUGGCAGCGUUGGCGUUAUUGAUGCAGAUAGCUGUGGGUUAUUUUGCUUCGAAGAACCAAACUGCGUCAGUUUGAACUUUAAGAAGUCAACGAGCCAAUGUGAACUAAACAACUCAACUUUUGAAGGACAAGAGGAUAAGCUGGAGACAAACUCGGAUUAUUUUUAUCAAGGAGCCAAAGUAAGUUAGAAAUUUUAUAUUUCAAACAAGUAACCUUUAAUUUAAGUUAGGUUCAAAGGUCAAACAUCUCACCUCGAUCAAAAUUGUCUUUCCCAAUCAUGCAGUCAGGUUGUUACUCAUGGCCAAAGUAAAGAGUUGUUGCAAGGGAUACCUCGUAGAGUUCCCACGCACGUGCAGGAAAAACAGCGCUAAAAAUGGCGUAUUUAGCUGUCUUUUAGAGCACCCGUUGAAGCGGUUUAGCUUUUCUUGUUGAAUGAGUUUGUCAAUCAAAGCCCUCAUAAGUCAGUUGGAACGCAUGUCCGAUAAAACUGGCUAUCCUUUGACGCUGGACUUUUUCUACUUCGUCAAUCGUAGAAAGAGGUGUAGUGCUCGAUUCGACUUGCAUGUUUGGAGCAAUUUUUUUAAAAAAUAUUGGUGAUGGUAAGACUUUUUUCCUAGCAAACUCAACUUGCAUGAAAGAAAGCGCAUUCAAAAUUUGUGAGCUUUUAAUUUGAACACUAAUAAUAUACACGAAAAAAUUACUCAAUUCUGAUUGGCUGAGAAAGGAGUGCAGUUUUUCUGUAACACGAGUGCAAACUUGUAACACGAGUGCAAAUUACAAAUGCUUUCUGAUUGGCUGAAAACACAAAAGAAACCAACAAGAAUCAAUCACAUUAGAGCUGUUUUAACAACAAAAUUCAAGAAAAUGGCCAUGGUUUUCAGCAGACAACGACGGAAUUUACUUAUGUAAGCAAAACAACAAUAGAAAAGUUAAAAAAAUAUUCCAAAAACCCGAACACAGUAAAAAGUACGUCUUUCUGGCUAAAUGUAUUGAAAAUGCGUUGCUAAGAGAAAAAUGCUGUCAACAAAAUCGAGCAAAAAUGAGCCAGAGAAACUAAAAAACAAGCUACUUAAUUAUAACAGACUACGCUAAAGUAAAAAAAUAAAGAACAAAAACGGUUGCAACCUCACGCAAACCAUGACAGCUACACUCUUCAGGCACUUAAAUGAACAAGGAUACAAUUCCAUGAUAACAACAGGGAUUUCAAUCUCUCUGAGUCUUUUGUGGAGCGAAGACCUCUAUUAAAACAUCCAUGCGAUGGUCUGUUUUUUUUUCUACCUCAGUAGCAAACGAAAACGAAAAUUUUAACAUCUGGUCCAAACUAAACCAAUGGGCGAAAAUACCAUAACUCACAUAAUGAAAGUAUCCGUAGCUGGUACUAGCCUUAAAAAAAGUGCGAAAAAAUUUUACGAAUCAUUGUGCAAGAAAAACAAUAGUCAGGAAGCUGAAGAAAGCAAAGAUUGUAAGUUCAGAGCAUAUCGUCAAUUUCACAGGCCACAGAGGUAUUAACUUCUCUAACGACUACGAUAAAGCCGACGAAGAAGAGCUACGAUGACUCUUGCAGUAGGCCAAAUGAAAUAAUGAAAAUUCCAGCGCUGAGAAAAAGCAAAUAUUAUAUUAAUACUGGCAGUUUCCGACAUCACAACAACAGUGGCUCCACUCACCCAUCGAUAGCAGCGUCGAAAGAAGACAAAUUGCCUCCUUCAUUGUCCCGUUUUAAAUCUCAAACAUUUCUCCAUGAAUCCAGCUAUGAUGGGUUCUCUGGAACAGACAAUGAUGAACAGACGUUAAAAAACCUUAGCAAGUGUCUUUCAUCUUUGGCUGCUCGAAGCGUUCUCCUGAUUUCAAAACGGCAGUUGACUUCUUGGAAACGCUUCUUGUAAACGCCGAGCUCUCAUAAUCGAGGAUGAAUUUAAAAACACUUACUUUUGCUGAUUAUUGUAAACCAAGUUAUCUUUAACAGGCUGGUGACCAUAUAAAAAAAUCCUUGCACAUUUCCAAUUUCUUAGAUGAAUGAUUUUGAAAGCGUUGGUCUUGAAAAAGUUUGAAUUUGACAAAGGUAGUAGUCUGUUUCAGCCAAUCUGGUGAAUGAACUAAAAACGUGCGCGCUGUCAAAAUUUGUUGUUGUAGUUAUGUUUUUCGUGUAUAUUAUUAAUAAGUUAGUAAGUGUAAUCAAAUGAUGACGAGUGAAAUUAGGAUUUGGACAAAAUGCAAGUGAAAUUAUUCCCUAAUUUCACGAGUAUACCAUUUGAUUACCUAUUAAUAUCAUGGGUGACGAAUUACGUUAGCAAUCUUGCAUUUUUGACAUGUUUAUCCUGGAUCGUAUCGAUCGAGAACUCCACUCUCUCAAAUGUUUAGACCUUAAAUUUGGCUUAUAAAGUUCAGAAUUUUUCAGACUUUUUCGGAAAAAAACCUGUCAGAAUCCUUCUUGAUGUUCUCUUGUGUGUUCAGGUUUUCUAAAGCGUCUUUUUGUGCCCUGGCAUCUUCAUUCACGGUAUUUUAAAACUUCGUCGCCAUCUUGACACUGAGACGUACGGAAGGGUUGUCAUGGCAAUUUUGUAAUUUCACAUUUGAAAUUAAAAAUUAACGCUGAAAUUUCGCGCCAAAAUUAAGGAGUAAUUCGUCACCUAUGUUACAUGAUUUUUCUCGUGCAAGUUGGAAUAAAUAAGCACUUGUAAAUUUUUCAAAGACAACAAAGUGCACACGCCCUACGGGCACGUGCACUUUUGUUGGUCUUUGAAAAAUUUACAAGUGCUUAUUUAUUCCAAAUUGCACUCGAAUUCAUGUGAUUACCUAUACAUAAGAGAUUUAAUAUGAACCAAUCAGGGUUAAAAGAGACCGGCAAGCCUAGGCAAACCUAUUGUUUCUAUUGUAUAACAGAGAAGCUCAUUAGAUAUGCAGGAAGACCCUCAUUAGUAUGGAGUAACGCACUUUUACCUAGCUAGCUAAACACUGACUAUAGGCACUUAAUUAGUAUGAAGGAAGGCCAAAUUUUAAUAGCAUGCAGGAACACGUAAUGACAAGGUACUUGCUAGGCAUCAACCAGGAGUAAAACAACAUAGUACCCUUACCAAAAUGCGUAACUUGAUAUUCCUAAUCAGGUGAUUCUUCCUGUCCUAGAACGCAUGCUUGAAAACCCAUUGCAAGAACAAAGCCACCUGUCAAACCGGUUUUACAGACAAAGGAUACCACUGUUUGUGUACCGCUGGGUUUAAAGGAGAGUACUGUGACAUCGGUAAGUGCCUUCCUUCGACUAAUAACGCUGCAUGCAUAGGUUCGAUUAAAACACUUGUGUACGCAUGAUGACCCGCAAGCCUUGGAUACGUGUACGACGGUCAUCUGAAUUGACCGAUUGCGCAAUAUAAAACAAAGGAAGUGUUGACAACAUAGUGCAGGACCGAAGGUCGGAAACCAUGAGAAACCCCUGGAACUUAUUACUCGCACGUCAUCUUGCUAAUUCAUAUGACAUUUCAUUCCGACAGGAGCAAUUAACACAAUCAAAAUAUGCUUUUGUCCCCAAACGAUAACCGGAACCUCCGUGAAUACAUCUUCGAUUCUAUUUUAAAAAUUUUCAAAGAGAGCAACUUUAGAGCACCCGGCCACUUUACUUAAAUUUAUUUACAUCGUGCGGGCCGCGCCGAAACGUUUCUUUGUAACUACCAAGUAAAACCAAAGUUUCCAGGUGAUUAAAAGCAAAAGGACGCGCGCGAGGAGAACGCGAGACCACAAAAAUAUUGUUUUCGAAAUGUAACCGCAUUAGCAGAGAUUCUCCGCGAACGGAUCGCAACAGUGUUGUUCUAAAUAAAUAUCAAAAAGAAGAAGAAAAGCCUUCUUCCGAAUAAACGAUUACGUACUGUGCUUUCCAGUUUCUAGGACGUACUAAAAGUGCCGGAAAUGGGAAUUUUGCCACGCGUGUUUUAUUUGUAACGAGAAAACAAAUCUUUUACGGAUAAAUGCCGAAAAAUAUAACUGGCGGAGGGUCUCCUACAAGAAAAUCUCCUAUUAAAAAACACUCUAAGACACACAUAUAGCUUUUGUAGCUUGUAAACCCCUUAAUUUUCCAGUUAUUGCGCAAGUGAUUUCAUAAUACCUUGGUGUCUAACUCACAGAAUCACGGGCGCGCCACCUAGUGUUUCUGUUGCUUAAAAAAUCGCACUUAGGAGUUUAGAACACCAUGGCAUUACAAUAAAACUCGCUUACUCAAGCUAAAACAUAUUAACCUUUAAAUUUCCACUUGGUACGCAAGUGAUUUCAUAAUGCCGAGGUGUCUAGACUCACAGAAUCACGGGCGAGCCACCUAGUGUUUCUGUUGCUUUAAAAAUCGCACUUAGGAGUUUAGAACACCAUGGCAUUACAAUAAAACUCGCUUACUCAAGCUAAAUCGUAGUAACCUUUAAAUUUCCACUUGGAGCGCGAGUGAUUUCAUAAUGCCGAGGUGUCUAAGCUCACAGAAUCACGGGCGAGCCACCUAGUGUUUCUGUUGCUUUAAAAAUCGCACUUAGGAGUUUAGAACACCAUGGCAUUACAAUAAAACUCGCUUACUCAAGCUAAAUCUUAUUAACCUUUAAAUUUCCACUUGGUACGCAAGUGAUUUCAUAAUACCGUGGUGUCUAACUCACAGAAUCACGGGCGUGCCACCUAGUGUUUCUGUUGCAUGAUAAAACUCGCACUUAGGAGUUUAGAACACCAUGGCAUUACAAUAAAACUCGCUUACUCAAGCUUAAACAUAUUAAACUUUAAAUUUCCACUUCGUGCACAAGUGAUUUCAUAAUGCCGUGGCGUCUAAACUCACAGAAUCACGGGCGUGCCACCUAGUGUUUCUGUUGCUUUAAAAAUCGCACUUAGGAGUUAAGAACACCAUGGCAUUACAAUAAAACUCGCUUACUCAAGCUUAAACAUAUUAAACUUUAAAUUUCCACUUCGUGCACAAGUGAUUUCAUAAUGCCGUGGCGUCUAAACUCACAGAAUCACGGGCGUGCCACCUAGUGUUUCUGUUGCUUUAAAAAUCGCACUUAGGAGUUAAGAACACCAUGGCAUUACAAUAAAACUCGCCGCACGCCUAGUCUUUUUUUUAAAAAAUAGUCACCCUUGAAACAUGUUAACAAUGAUUUCCACUCCCAUACCUAAUUUUCUAAAAUCCUGCAAUACAUAGCUUUUUCUUGAAUGAAUAAAGAGUUAAAUAGCGGAAGAGGCGAGAUUUGGUAAUUUUUGGCGGGCUUUGGACACGUUUUGGCGGGAUGACGAUUUCACUAUUCGACCGAAUCCAUUGGAUCGCUUAGUCUCUGUGUUUUCUGCCUCUACUAUGACAUCUUCAUCUACUAACAAUAGUAUUCCGCAACCCGUCGUCAUUAAAUAACCGAAAUUUUUUAUGUAGCCCGUUUGCACACGAUUUACAUCAUUAGCAGCAGAUCGUGCAUAAUAGUCACCAAACAAAUGCAGUCGGAUUAGAAGAUCUAACGUUUUCAACAUCAAAAUGCCUACCAGACUGCCGAUGAAUAUUACCACUUACACGUUUGUCGUAAUAUCGUUAGGCUCAGGAACAUUUUGAAGGCAUAGGAAGACCGUCUUCUUCUCGUAAUGUCAUAAAUCGAAAGACGCACACAACGUCCUUUACGUUCAUCGCAGAAGUACAAUGCCGGCUUUACAUGUAUUCGAUCAGAGGUCAAAUCAUAAUGUCACACUACUUCCAUAUAAAGAAAAAGUCAAUUAUUAUUUCCAUUGUUUGGGUUAAAUUUUUAACUAUAGUGAGUUGAAUGUACAAGAUUCCAUCAGAGAGAUGCCAUAAAAAUACGAACACAACGCACCAGCGCGUUCGUGACACGCGAUUCACGGCGGAAACUGCAGUUUAGCAAGCUCACGCCAAAGAAAUUCGUUAUAUCUUCACACACAAAGCCUCGGAGAUCAAUGAUUGCAAUCUGCUUUGGCAUCCAUCUUUCCUUUACGAUGAGUAGUAAACUGUGUGUUCAAGGAGUGCGGGUUUUACAUAAUAAAGAUUUUGAAUCAACGCUUUUAUCUAGCAACAUUCGCCCGAUUCUAUUUGAGUUCUGCGACCUUCAAUACGUACAUUCAAUACAAUAUGGAACUACGCUACAUUUUACUGAAUACUGGAAAAGACCAGAAAGACAACGCUUGAGUCGUAGGCCACGCGCGAUUAUUCUGGAUAACUCGUGAGCUAAGAACGCAAAUCUCUGGCUUAUGUUAAAUUGUAAUCUCUUCUGAAUUACUCUAUCGCCAGAUGUCGCCUUAAUCUUGUUAAAAAAAGUGACGCUUUAUCGAAUAAUACCACUGAUGAUUGGACCAAAUGGUAAAGAAACUAAUUGCUUUUCGCGGUAGGAAGUUUAUUGCUUGUCACUCAAACCCUAGCUUCCUUAACAACCCCAGCGUCCUGUGGUGUACAAAAAAAAGUCGUAUGCGGGUCCUCAUGCGAACGUGAUAGGGUUAUUACUUGCGUGUUCUGUCGUGAUCUUUUUUACGCAACAUUAAAGCUUUCUGGUCUUUACAAAAUAUCUGUUUAAAAGAAAGUAAAGAUUGGCGAAAUAUUUCAAACAAAAUUAUUGUCACACUUGUCACACAAGGCUUGCCGUCAUCUUUCCUCUCCCGUCCUGUUGCGUGUAAGUUCAUCAAGUGAGAUUAUUUCAAAUGCGUACAUAGCCCAUUUUUAAAAUAAAAUCUAAGUCGCCCCUCUGCUUAGUCGCUAAAAAAUUCAAAGUGUGUGUUGACAAGAUUGAUUUCAAUUGAUAAGCAGCAGGCGUUUAUUCCUCGAUCACUGAGUUAUGGCUGGUUUACAUACACGUCGUACGACAAAUGAAGAAAACAUAAACAUGCUUAAAACAACAUACCGAUGAAUGCACUGUUAAUGGUUGUCUUUCGUCACGUGAAAAGGUGCUAGUCAGUAUUCCAAGUUGUUCGAAACGUUAGAAUUAAGCGCUUUUCCCAAGUAGAUUAUAAAGUCUUAGAAUUGUCAAUUUGAUUGAUUAGAUCUGUGAUUGAUGAAAGGCUAAAGUAUUUUAUACUUUUUGUAGCCUGUGCCAGGGUCUUAUAUAGUAAGGGACCACGCGAAAAGAAAACCUGAAGUUGAGUGAAAAUAAGACGUUCACAAUUUUUUUUUGUGCUUAUGUGUACGAAACAAGCUGCAAUUUGAUGGCCUGUUUUUUUUUUAGACAUUGAUGAGUGCGCUGCAGGUACACACAACUGCAGUACGAAUACGUUCUGCACCAAUAAAGAAGGAUCUUACAACUGCACUUGUAAUCCGGGAUAUUACGGAGAUGUAGAGAACUGUGAACCGGGUAAGUCUGGGUUACUGCGGGCGACAUGAGGAGCCCGCAAUCCUAAUCUCCAGGUUGUUAUUACGCAUGCCUCGCAUGUAUGUAGCAUGCGAAGUUUGGAAUGAAUGGAAUGCACAGAACCCAAUUUCAUCACGCACGUUUGGACCUUCUAUCACUCGCAAUCUGAUCACGAAUGUUUUGACGUAUCUCUCACGUGAAACUUAGCCAAAACACACUAGCAGUCACCGAUGGAGCUAAAGGGUUUUGACCUUUGAUCGUUGUCGCCCUCACUCCGUAUCCUUUGGUUAUUGCAACCUAUUUUUAAUAAGUUAUUUGGUGGCCUGAGGAAAUCCCCAAUUAGUUCACAGAAAGGCCUCUAUCCUCUAUAGUUGUAAACAUUGCUUUGAGCGGUUAAUUCAAUCAGUUUUUACUCUGUUUUCAGACUCGUGUUGUUGUUGUUUUUUUUUCUCUUAUCUUAAAAACAACAACGCUUAAGAACUUCCACGUGUUUUAAAGAAAUUUCUUACUCUAAGACUUUGGCAAAACACCGCGUUCUGACGCCAGCGCAGCAAUUUUGUUUUGUUUUAUAUUCACCUCCUAGAGCUGAGAUCAUAAGAGUUGCUCAAAAAUAAUAUAUUAUAAUCACAACGGCCAUUAAAAAUUUAAGAAAUUCCCCCUACCGUAAACCCAAAAUGUCCUAAACGGUCCAUGAAAUUCAAAACCAUUAGUCGUUCAUCACUCACGUUGGAUCUCAGCUUCGACUCUUUUAUAUUAGCUCGUGGGUAAUCGACGGCCUUCGAGAAAUCAUUGGCGUACUUCUUACAGUUUAUCUCUUUGUCUGUCUUUUGUGUGAUGCAGUUUCAUCCUGCAAGGACAUCUUUGAUAAGAAUAUGUAAGUAACAAAAUUUCAUUGGUACUCUUUGAUACAAAUAAACCCUUUGUGUAAAUUACGGAAAGUUCUCUUUAUGCUCCGAGUUAGAGAUGUAAUCAGUUUCUAUAUCUUUAAUUGACCUCUACUGAAAAAACCCAAACACACCAUAAUACUCUUUGUUAGUCACUCGAAAAUUUUGCAUAAGCAUUGUCUUCAGUUUCUCUUGGGAGUUAAAAUGGCCCCAAGAGAAACUGAAAACAAUAUAUGCUUAUGCAAAAUUUUAGAGUGACCAACAAAGAGUAUUAUGGUAUGUUAUGGUAUUUUCUGUAGUGGUCAAUACGGGCACCUCAUGAAAAAGGAAAUUAAGGACUAUGCGCUGCAUCAAUAAAUUUGCUGUGUGAAUUCCCAAAUCCUGAUACCACAAAAGACAAAAUGCUAUCUUAUGGCGCCAGUUUCCUCUGUUCCAACAUCUUCUGCCAUCUUUGCAUGAACCAGAAAAAUCUAGCACUGAGGCUAUUCUUAUUAGGCUUCCAAUUACAUUACUGUAACAGUUUUCUUUAGGCAACUGAUCAAUAUUCGUUUUGUUUUGACUUUUCGCACAUGAUUGUUUGAGUCAAGAUAUUUUUGUUCUUAUGACAUUGUUUUCAUACUAAUAUAUAUUCACGGGUAUAAAAAGGUCUCAUUUGCACUUUAAUCUUUUUAAGAUCCAAUGAAAGCAAAGCGUACCCACUUGUUGUGGAAGAUGAGGUUAUUGACGUUUACUGUCACAUGACCAUGGCUUCGACUUCAAAUGGAGAAUGCGGUGAUGGUGGAUGGACGCUGAUCAUGAAGAUUGAUGGCAAUCAGGUAGCUGACUUGCAUUAUCUGUGGUUGCCUUCAGUUUUCAGUUUUUUGAUUUUAAAUGUCUCUGAAUUUCCAUUUUUAUGUAAAAUAACCGUCAGUACCUUAGUCAUCUAUAAAAACAAGCUAAUAGCAGAAACCCACUUAUCUUUGUAAUCAUCUUAGUAGUGUACUUGUAAGCUUCUGAUUUAUAUGUUACAGUUAAUCUCAGCAUUCUUUUCUUUACCUUUAUUUUUUUUUACAAUUAAUAUACCGGUAAGUUUAAAAAUACUUCUGUUGGCUUGUCACUUUAUUAAUACCAUUUGGAGUGCGUAGUUUGUUUUAAAUAGACGCUAUACCCACCUAGACUAGCAUUCAUAUCUGGAUUAACCAAUAAAAAUGACAAAUGAAAUGAAAAAAUGAAAAGAAUUUCGUGUCAGAGUGCUAUAAUGAGUGUUUCUUAACUAAUAAAUGGCCGUUCAUAAUAGCAUUCCUAUCAUAUUAAAGCAACUUAUCACUAUAGGAAAUAUCCCACCUGAUAUGUGAACCUUUGAUCAGUAGCCGGUCUCUAUGACCAUUCUCCUAUUUAUGUAUGUAAAGGUGAUGGUUUGUUAUAAUUUGUAACAAAAUGUUCUUCCCAAAGCAAACUUUCCACUACACCUCUGCAUACUGGCAAGAUAAAAACACCUUCAAUGUUGAUGGAGGCAAGACUGCAUUUGACUCACUGGAGACCAAACUUCCCUCCUACUGGAACACAUCCUUCUCCAAGAUCUGCCUCGGAAUGAAGAUCAACAACCAGAUCAGUUUUAUCGAAAUCACUAAGAGCGCCAGUUCCCUGUAUUCACUAAUGGCUGAUGGGCAAUACCGCAGCACCUCACUGGGUCGUGAUAAGUGGAAGUCCGUAGUUGGUCCCGAUGCUUCCUUACAGGUCAACUGUAACAUGGAAGGUUUUAAUGCAGCGUGUACCAGGACAGGACGAUCUAAAGCAAGAAUCGGUAUAGUAGGUAAUGAUGAAAACGAUUGCUGGUCCUGUAACUCCAGGAUCGGCUUUGGCACUGGAGGAGAACACGACGACUCUAACACAUGUGGAAACGACGCUAUGUUCAGCAGUUUGGAUAAUGGUGACCAGCAUAUCAAGGCUAUGGGAUACAUUUUGGUUCAAUGAAAUAGAACUCUCAAUAAAUCAAGAGCAGUAAAUAAUGUUGAUUAAAAGACCUGUUUGACCGAAUUUGCUAGUUCUCUAUUGCGCAGUGACAAAAGCUUAACUCAGUCCUUUAUCGAUCCACUCUGAACUUCGAACACUAGCAACCUGAAGGAGGUUUUUUUUUACAUUUCUGGCGUUCCAACCCAAUGGGGCGUUGAUGUAAGAGGAGCGGUUCUUUCAAAAUUACUUCCAAGAAUUACAUUAAAUCAUCUUGGUUUCAUUUAAGGACAGCAACAAUCAUUCUCUCUUGUUAGCUUCCAUCUGCGGCGUUAAAUCAAGGGCGGCGUUUAAUUCAGUAAAUACAGUUUUUUAAUAUUACUGCCCGCCCCAGGUGUGUAGGCCGCCCUCGGGAGGGGGGAUGGGCACUCCCUAUGAUGACCUAUACGGGGAGGCUCCUCCCGAAAGGGUAUCUUUUUAAGGCUUCGGGUAUAUCACGGAAAGGAUAGGGAUUUCACUGAUUAAAGUAUUAAUAAAAGGGAAGCGAAAUCUGUCAUUUGGGUCUGCGAAAGGGCCCCAAAGGGCUAACAGAUAAAUUUUGUGUCUUUAUAAAGUCGAGAAAAGUGCUCUAUUUUUAUGACUGCUUCCUAUAUAAAAGACAGUGCAUUUACAGCAGUUAAAAGGGAUGCAAAUUUCUCAACAAGGUGCGUGAAAGGGGUACCAUUUGUCAAUAGCAUAUAUACGAAAGGGAUACCGUUUUCGUGGAAAAUGGUAUAUAAGAGGGUAAGGGGUUGGACUUCGGGACUGGAGCCUCCCCGGGUAAACAUAUGUUGAGUACCACUCCCCCCCGGGGGAUAGGCCGUUGUUUUUGACUUAAAAAAAAGACAAGGUUACGAGUACUAUGUUGCGCAUGUUCUAUCACAAUGGACAGUUUUUCUUGCAAAUUGACACGUUUUCGCUGUUACGGGGGGCUUAUUUUUUUCAAGCACUUUUGAGGGGGGGGGCUUAUUUAAUUUAGCGAAACGCAUCACCUGUAGCAAAUUACCUUGGUAUGAGACAGAGUAGACUUACGCGUUGUACAAUUAAAGUCACCGUCAAAAGUAUUUAAUUCACUUGUGGGAGCCUAAAAGUAGCAAAAACAAAACUCUUAUUCUUCAAAAAUGUUCUUUCGGCCUUAUGUUCUUCGGUAAUUUUUAUGAAUAAACCAUAACUGAUCAGUCCACGUUAAUCGUUAUAAUUUUGUGAAGAAUAAGGAUUGGGGGAGGGGGAGUGCCAGCUCGAUGAUAUUAGCUUGUUAGCUAACCUAAAAUUCGAGUAUAAAUAAAGUUUGUGUUUAUGUUGUGUUGGCAUAGGGUUAAUAGAGACUAAAUGGAAGACAGUAAAGGAUAGUAGGCAGUGCUAAUCAUUCAAACCCAUCUAAAAUAUCCUGAACAUGGCAUGAAUAUUUCUUAAAAUCGUUCUAUAAAACCACUCGGUACUCGAAACGUAUUCGAUGCCGUGGUGAACCUGCAAUACGAUAAUUUUGAUUAUCAAACAACAUCAGGAAGAUGACGCGAAAGCUCUCCGGCACUGUACUUAUAUAAGCCAAGUAGAGUAACUGUAAAAGUACUCAUAGCGCGGGAGUGAAAUAAAAUGACUUGGGAAUAACAUAUGACAUGAAUAUUCCCUGAUCGUUCUAUAUUAAGCCCCGUCGUUAGCUACGACAAACGCAUUCGACUCCGCGGUGAAACUGCAUUUUUCACUCAAUAACCAUUUUGAGUGAUUUCUGGUCAUCAAGAUAUUUUUUUUCUAGCAAUCUGGUGGGCAGGAUAUUUUUUCCCUUUUUUUGCCGUAAGCUUUCUAUUACAUUUGUGCUGCAUGCAAUUUUUUCCUUCCGACAAGCGCUUGCAGGAAAUUUUUUUCAAAAUCGCCCACCCCCACCCUCAAGAGUUAAAUGGUCGGCCCUUAUGAAAUUUGAUAUUAUACAUGUGCGUACAUAAAUCAUGCCAAACAUUUUUCUUAAAACUGAAACAAUAAAACGUGAGUUUUUCAUGCCAAAAUUCUAUCUAUUCUAAGUCGUUUUUUUUUUCUAUCGAUACUGAAACCUUCUAAAGUAUGUUUAAUUAUAAUCAGCAUCAUUAAGCGCCAAGGUAUAUGGGGAAUUUAUUAGGUAUAUACAAACAUUUUAAGAUUGUUUGACACACCGUUUAAUGACGUAAUGCUUUCUGUAAACAAAUAGCCUGCGUAGCAAGCGGUUCCGCGCGAGUUCGUCGAGAAAACUGGAACGAGAGCAAAAAAAAGGAAAUUUCGCGCUCUAACUCGACUGGAAACGCUUGCUACGCAGGCUAGUAAACAAAAAAAAACUGUAGAGUAAAAGCAAAAGUAAUAAUCAGGCUGUCAUCAUGGAAUCUGGCUGUCAUCAUGGAAUCUUAAUAUUAAGCUAGUUAUCGUCAUGUCUCAACCUAAGCAUGACGAUGCAAAUACUCAACAACCAAUUAUGUUUGCCCUAUUACUUAUUAAACAAAAUUUUUUCGCCAACCAAUUGAAAUGAAAAACGCCUAAACACGAUUCUGUGUGGUCUAGCAGUGUUGAUAUAUUUGGAAGUUCUAUGUAAAGUAUAGUAUCCGUUGGUUGUAGCAUCAAAAAAAAGUUUUAACAUGAUUAACAAAUCACACACUGAGUUUCGCCAAAAUACAGCGCUCGGGAAAAAACGGUUUUGAGGGCUGAACAUUCUCAAAGAAAACUUUUCCUUCAAGCACUUUACUUGCUUCAUGUCUCCUUUUUUUAUAAUGGAGCUAAUAGUUUUGUGGAUUUCACUGGGAUUCAUCUCCUGGACACAUGGGCAUGAUUCAAACAGCGAAGGUUAGUAUAUUCCUGUUAGUGGUUACCCCUUAUCAUUUUGGCGUUGGUAUAAAGUCAUCAGAUAAUUAUUAUGUUUAGUUAAGGUAAAAAAAACCACUGCAAAAGCCGUGUACGAACAAUCUUGCUCAACGUCGGAUCCAAAAAGAUCGUGAUCAGUCAAAAUAUAUAAUAUUGAAAACGUUACAGUCAAGAAGACUUUUGCAGGGACUUUUGAAAUGAAAAAAUUUCAAGAAGACUUUUGCAGGGUAAUUAUUAACUUAAAAAAAAAACAAUGAAAAAUGUCGCUGUUCUUGUUGUUGUAGUUGUUGUUUUUCAACCAAACAUUUUAUCGCUAUCCUAAAAAAAAUUGAAUAAUAUUGCAAUGAGUUGAGAGCCAUGUUUAUCUAUAAACUGGCCAUCAUUUUAUGGCAAACAUUUAGCAGGUGCAGCAGGUCUUUUGUAAUGCAUUAUUCACUGUAUACAUCACAUUACGACUACAAAAACUUAGUCUAGAAAAUGGACACUACAUGAAAAACCUUGAUAUAUCCCGCUGUGAACGCAGACGUAUUUCCGGUCGUCGCUUCUCUCCACACGAAAAUACUCCUGCAUUCGCAGGCUAACCUCGAAGAAAGUCGUUUAAUAAUACUACUACUAUCACUACUACCACUAAUAAUAAUAAUAUUGCAUCUAUAAGUGUUGCAAAAUUAUCGGUACCAUCCGACCGAAACACCUCGACGAAAGUCAUUGAAAAGCUCUCAAGUGACAAAGAUCUUGAGAUUAACUACGAGAAUGUGGGGAAUGAGGACAGAGACUAUGACGGUUAUUGCUGGUGCACUGCGACUAAUAUUAGAAGGGGAAUGGACCAGAAUUUAGGAAAGAUCCCUGGAGCCAGUAAUAUUAAUGAGCUGCAAAAGAUCACCCUCCUAUAAACGGCGCACAUACUGAGAAGGUGUCUGUCCAUCAAAUAAAAAACUCCCCUGGUACCUCAGGACUAAGCAGACUAAGGAAUGACCCCGGUUCUAGCAGAGUGUAGGAAGCAAUUAAUACCACUGAAAACUUUUAUAAUAACAAUAAUAGUCAUAAAAGUAAAUUAAAAUUAUCAUACAAAUUAUCCUAGAAUCCUUUGAGGCAUUUUUUUUGAAAGCUUUAUUACUUUGACAGUUUUAUACGUAGAAGACUGUCAGCCACAACAAGAUAGCACUUGCCAUAAAAUAUCUUCUCAUGUCACAUCUAGGGUGAUGACGUCAUCAGUCACGUGACCAUUGCUGAAUUAGGGUUUUCUUUGUUUCUGUGACAAGAUUUCUUCAUUGGGUUGAAAUAAAAUGGCAUAUUUGAGGUUUUGGUUGCGUGGAGCAUUUAAAAAUAACCAGUUUACGUCCGGAAUUUAAAUUUAAAGGGGGAAAUGAACAUGGGUGAAAAAGUUGGGAAACUAGGCUGAGGGCUGUAGAGAGUAAACGUUUCAUCACACAACAGAGAAAAUUUGUAGGAAAGUAAUGUUCUACCUGACAAUUUUUUUCAUUACCAAAAGAGGGACAUGAUGUCAUCAAUCACGUUCACGAUCAGAGGUUUUGAAGAUUUUAGUUCGUUUUUUUUAAUGUUAAUUUUUCGCCAUAAUUCUGCAAGUUUUUGUUGUUUUUCUCUACAAAUCUUUACUCUGUAUUACCCCUGAGUAAUUGUUAUUCCAUUUUCACAUCAGAAGCAAACGAAAACUGAGCCAGAAGUUUAAAAGUUGUGUUAAUCGACCGAUAUUGCAAAUUAAAAUCGAAAAGGAGACUUUCGUAAAAUCCUUUUUCAACUUAACUGUUUGUUUGCCGAAUAAAUGUUCAACGUUUGUUAAUAAAGGAGAACUUUCAAAGCUAAAAGGAUGUAUUUGGCGGCCAUAUUAUUUUUCUUCAUUCUGGGGAGAAAGAUCCUGAAGCAUGCAGUUCUUUUAACGCUAAAAGCCAAAUGGUGGUGCCACCCUAACCUAAAACAAUGGAAAUAAUGAUAAACAAUGUUGUGUUAAUGUUUUCCUUGACCGAUGAAAAGACACCUUACGAGCAGGGAGAGAAUCGUAUGGUCAUACUGUUCAUUCGGUAGCCGCAAGAUCGAUAAAGUUCUUAAACGUUCCCCGGAAUGGACCAAGCCUGAAAGAAUAUUAAUGGGUUUAUUUUGAGAUUUACGUCUGGCUUCGAUCAGUUAAAGAAUUAAUUAUACACGGAAACCGGAAAAGUCAUCCUUGAAAACUGUCAAUCACCAUAGACAAGGAAUAUAUACCUCUUUUAUACUAAAUUUGGCAGCGCUUACUGAUGUGGUCCAGUGGAUGGGAUCAUUCUUUAUGAGUCCUAACGUAUUCGGAUGGUCCGGGUUCGCAUCUCCUUAAAGCAGAUUUUUCGUGACCAUAUUUUUUUUCUUUUUCUUUUUUACUCUGAGUCUUUUUUACCUGUGUGGUGCAUAUAGCUAGUAACAUAAUGUGGUAAAUUGAAAGCAAAAUUUACAGGAAUAUGUAUCAUAGCGCAUUACGCAGUUGAAACGUCGAAUUUCAUAUGUGCCUAAUUUAUUAAUUCAAGAGGUAACUGCUUUGACAUGCGACGUCUGAAUCAAUAAUAAUAAUAAUUAUAAUAAUAAAUAUGUACCAAUUAUAAAUGCGUUAAAAAUGUAACAGCCCUGAACAGUGCUAGAAGUAUUCUUGGUGCUUUUCCUGUAUUGUAGUAGACCUAUAUCACAAUGCAACACACCCAUCUGUGUGUGGAACUUUUCGGAUGAUAUAAAACCAACAAUUUCCGCUGCGUCUCUUUUGAGCUCAAGUGCCGGCUGAGUGUUGGUAAAACCAUUUUUUCGAUUGUUCGCAGUAAAAGCUGAUAAAGCAAAAGUUGGUUUUUAAAAACUGUUCCCUGCAGCCUCUCGUAAGAAACGGUAUUCCUUGGACGUACAAGCGCGGGGGUCUGAAUUCUACCCAUCCUCGUUUUAUUUUUUAUGUGUGAAUUUUAUCAAGAGGAUAUUUUCUGAGCGCCUGUCCAUUUCAGUAACUGUUUGUUUAUUUUUCAUACAUAUUUGCUGUUAAUUGGUGAAAAUCGGCCCGUAGUUAUAUUAGAAUUAAUACAAGCAUGGUAGGGGAUUAUAUGAUCUCAGAAAUCGAUAUAUGGAAAGCGGAAGCCAAUGUGAUUUUUGCCGUGAACUACUGUAUAGUAUUCAGCUAUUUCGUUUUUGCAUUUCAUUAAACAUUAGCUAAAAAUUAUAGAAUUCGUAAGGGGAUAGUCUGCUUGUUUUAGGGGAAAUGAUGUUGAUCUGGGAAUGAAAUCGAUUAGGGUAGAAAAGGUAUAUCUUGAUACAAUGUAAACCAGUUAGUCUGUUAAUGGGAUCACAGGCACCUUGAUGGGGUGGUGGACUUUCUCGUAUUUGUCUACUAAUUCUCUCUAUAUUUUAAUUGCUAUCAACCCCCGAAUCCGGUAUUUUCCAAUUUUCUAGAAUUUUUAAUAUUCCCCUCUAAUUUUUCUACAUUAAAAACAUUUAAAAAAAUCGUCCAAAAAAAUUUCCAAAAAUUAAUGAAUCAAAAAUCCCAGACUGAUUGACUCAUUCUUCGAUUGAAUGAAAUCUUGGCUAGAUAUUUGAGAAAAAGGGCGGAAUAACUGAAAAUCAAUGCUUUUUACCAGACUCCCCUCUUAAUUAGUACUGAUUUCCUGGAAUACCCCUUCAUACAAGGACACCAACGAUUUUAUUUCCAUUGCUAACGAAAACUCUUUCCAGCGGAGACAUGUCGUUACCUGGAAUGGAGAGCCGACCACAUCUUUGAUGGUAAACGUCUAAAACAUCACGUGAUUCGCAGCUUUGACGCCCUUGACGCGAAAACCUGUGAGAUACAUUGCUAUGGUGAACCCGACUGCGCUAGUUUUAACUUUAAGAAGUCUAGUACGAGCCAAUGUGAGCUGAAUAACGCCACUGUCGAAGAACAAGACGAUAAGCUGGAGACCAACGAUGAUUACGUUUAUCAAGGAGCCAAGGUAAGUGAGGAACUUCAAAGUGGACUUCAACUAAAGUACGGCGUUAUAUUUUAGCCCAGGGGGUAGGGGGGGGGGGGCGGUGGGUACUUUCCUAUGAGAGGCUAAUGGGCAUGUGUGAUUUUCGGAUUUUUCUGGGUAAGAGAGUUCUUCAUAUUUACGGUUAGCAAAUUAGACGUAUCAGAAUGUUUGUACUGUAGGUGAAAAGUAAAGUGUUCUUCAUUCAGUUUAAAAAAUGGGUUAAUUCAUAAAAAUAGAAAGUGACUAAGUUCGGAUCGUCAGAAUUACAUAUUUGCCCAAAAGUGACUAAGAAUGGGGUCUAUAAUUGGUCACAGAAUGGACUAUAAUGGGGUAGGGGCUAUGAGAGACCAGUGGCACAUACCCAGCAAAAAUUUCCCCAACUACCCCCUUCCUCCCCCCGCCCCCGGUUAUCUGAGGCAAAUUAAAGACCAAAUUAUAAACGAUGUACCCGGCAGCGGAUGAUUCCUUAAAUUUUAUUAUAGAACUAACCGGAAAAGAUUAUUAAAAAUAAUGAAUAUAUGAAUUUCAUAUGUUUGAACUGCGGGAUGAAUGUAAAGAAGUUCAUCGAAGAAGACGCAACUUGUGCACUUUGUGAUCCAUGAUUCUCAUGAUCAGUUAAACAGUUAGAAGUGAAGCUAAAGUUUCAGCUGCUACUUUAAAGUAAAUUGCUCUGAUCUCGUAAAUUUUUCGUCCCAGAACAAAUGUGUGAAUAACCUUUGCAAGAACAGAGCAACCUGUCAAACCGGUUUUACAGACAAAGGAUACCGCUGUAUGUGUGCUGCAGGAUUUAAAGGAGAGUACUGUGAGAUCGGUGAGUUUCUGUAGGUAUAUAAACAUCGUUUUUUCCUGUUGACCAUAAAAACUGAGUAUAAGUGCUCAUAAUAAUAAUAAUAAUAAUAAUAAUAAUAAUACUAACAUGAUGAUGAUGAUAACAAUAAUAAUUAUAAUAAUAAUCUAUAAUAGGGUUAAUUUAAUUUACCAGGCAAUGAGGACCUUUUAAGUCUGAGAUUCUACAAUAUAAUAGUAAUAUUAAUACUGAAAACAUGUACAUGCGUAUAGUUCAUGUUCGGACUUGCGGCACUUUGUAAUGACUUAAGGUCUCGGUAAAGGAAAACGAGGUGCCCACAGAAAAAAAUUCUAGUCGCGCGAGUAUUUUCGCUACAAAUGCAAGUUACAUAUCAAAUUAAAGCUAAAAGACUAAAUUACCUUAUAAAAGAUUUUAUUUCAUCGAAUUUCAAAAGGUGCUUAAGUUUUUUGUUCUCGAACUCAGAGGUAUCGAGUUUACUGCUGAAGCUCCAGCCCUUCCGCGUUGUUAAAUAUUCACUUCCUUUUUAUUGCAUCUGAUUGACAGAUAAAAGACCUAAAAAAGGGUGUGAGGAAAUUUGCAGAUGUCUCGUGUUAGCGGAAUUAUUGCAUUUCAAACUAAAAAGUCGAAUCUCGAGCGCGAUUUACGCAAAGAAACUGACAUAAAAUGAGUUACAAAGGGAAAUCGGAAAAUUCCUCACACCCUUUUUGAGUCUAUAUCAUUAUCCAUCAUAUCUGAAAGUUUCAAAGCGAUAGCUUAAAACCUGUCCCGACUGGAGGUCGGAGAAUUUUGAUUUUUGCGUCUAAAAUAGAGUGAGAGAAAAUCAGCUCUAAAGAUUUAGCGCGAAGUCCACGCUUGGCUGGUUAGCUCAGAAAAGGCUCAUUUUAGAAGGGUUAAAAAGCACUUUCUGAUUUUCUUUUUCUGCCAAAUCAAAAUUUAGGACCCACUCAUGCCAAAAAUCCAAAAAAAACAAAAUCGAACAAUGUACUAAAAUUUUCAUUUACCGAGACCUUAAUGUAAUUUCUGUUGCCCACCAAAGUAAUAAAACAAGCCUAUUAGGUGAAAUGUCCAAGAAAGCCAAUGGAAGCUUACCAACGUAACGAAACCCUAGAUGCACUAUCUAAAUAAUUACCAAAAGCCGAGGAAUUCCGAUAAAGAAAAAUAUCCAAGGUCAGCUGAGACCCCAAAUUAAACGUGGCCAUUUCAAGGACCGACCCUCUUAUUCCAUUUAACCCUUAAGAUAAACUACACUUUUAUUGAAAAAUCAAUUAAAAAGGAAAUAACAUACAUAAAGCUGUCGACACAAAUACGGAUUAAAUAAUUGCCUUGAUCUACAAACCUCAAUCAUAACGAAAUCAACUCGGGAACAAACUACAAACAAUCAGCGAAAAUCCUCACAAUAAUAACUUUCAAAACAACCGGCAAACGGUACUUUAGAACCAAUGAUUGGAAAGUAAUAUAAUAAUGAAGUGCAUAUUUUGCUAGCCAUCUAAACUUUCAGUGCGGUUUGUGUUCUAUCUUUAAUCAGUAUUUUUCUUGCUGUGAUUUGAUGGCCUAUUUUACUUGACUUUCCUACCAGUUGUAGACGAGUGCGCCGCUGGAACACACAACUGCAGCGCCAAUGCGUUCUGCACCAAUAAUGUGGCGGGAUCCUACACCUGCACCUGUAAUCCGGGAUACUAUGGUGAUGUAGAGGACUGUGAACCGAGUGAGUGAGGCCUUUUGUAUGGGAGAAAUUAAACCAUUCUUAGCUCUAAAUAAAUCGUGUUUUAUCUUCGUCGAUUCAGACUUAUUUAAUGGGCUCUCUUAAGGGGACAGAAGAUUACAAACAAUGUUGUUGCUCUAGACUGCAAAUAUGAAUGGCAGAAAGCGUUCAUCGAUCUCGUGUAAUGAUUUAGUAUACCAUGUUACAAGACAUACCUUGUUAGUGUCUAGUAAGGUCUAGCUAGGUCUAACGUCAUCUCAUUAGUAAAACAUAUUUGUCUAGUAAGUGUCUAGUCACUGCCUUCCUGCAUACGUAAUUAGUGGGUUCCUUCAUACUAGUAAAGAGUUGUUGCAAGAGAUAACUCGGAGCGUUCCCACGCACGUGCAGGAAAAACAGCGCUAAAAAUGGCGUUUUGGCUGUCUUUUAGAGCAGCCGCUGAAGCGGUUUAACAGCUCAGUUUCUUCUAUCUUUUUACGCUGGACUUUUUCUACUUCGUCAAUCGUCAACAGAGGUGUAGCGCUCGUUUCGACUUGCAUGUUUGGAGCAAAUGUUUUGGUGAUGGUAAGACUUUUUUCCUAGCAAAGGGAUUGCAAGAAGGCGAUGAUCGCGUUUAAAACUACCCACUUUUAUUUUGAACACAUAAUAGAUUCUACAUUAUCCAAUCGAGUGGGAGAAGAGCGGGUAAGUCUGGGCAAGCCUAUUGUUCCCAUUUAAUAAGAGAGACGCUCAUUAGAUAUGGAGGAAGGCACUUAUUAGCGUGGAGAAACCCACUAAUAUUACGUAUGCAGGAAGGCAAUGACUAGACACUUACUAGACACAUAUGUUUUGCUAAUGAGGUAAGUUCAUUUUAUUAUAUAGAUACUGAUGAAAUACCAGGGUCUUUCCUUUUACUAAAAAAUCAUAUCUUUAUCGCGCGCAGUGAAGAUACUAUUUUUAACUUUCCCGUGUGACGAUAUUUACUAACAUGAUUAGCCAAAAUUUUUCUCUUCUUUAUUAGAAUUUUGACUUUUUGGAACAUAAAUGUAAGUAUUAUUGUCUUUAUUUAAUAAUAAUAAUAGUAAUAAUAAUAAUAAUAAUAAUUAUUGUUAUUAUUAUAAUAACCUUUAUUUUAAGAGGGUGACAACAGUUACUAUAAAAAGUGUUCUCCCUAGUGGCCGUCUAAAAACAAAAUUGAUAAUAAUAAAUUACAACACUCCUGAUAAAAAGCCUAUUUACAAAUAGUAAUUUUAAUGAAGGAUCUUAAAAAUUCUGAAGAAGUAUUCUCCCUCCCUAGUGGCCCACUAAAAACAAAAUUGAUAACAAUAAAAUUACAGCAAUUAUGAUAAAAAGGCCAUUUACAAAUAGUGAUUAUAAUAAAAGGCUCUUAAAAAUUCUAGAGAUUUUGUUUCUCCUUUAUAACUAUAGAUCCAAGUUUCAUAACAUUUUUGUUGCACUAUUUUGCUGUUUCGAAAAUGAAUUUAAAAAAAGGUGUGUUUUAUGUAGGAAUUUCAUCAGUAUCUAUAAAAUAAACAGAACAUUACAUGGCCACUUGGCCGCGCGGACAUGUAAUAUCCUCUAUUUAUUAGUAGUUAUUUUCCUUUAUUUUCAUACAGUUUCCACGUGCAAAGACAUUUUUGACAAGAACAUGUGAGUAGCAAAACAUUAUUCGGAGUUUUUUUAAUCAAGAUAACAGAGCUUUCAGCACUGAUGUGUGAUGCUUACAUUUCAUGUACAUGUGGACAAAAAUGCGACGAAAUGCCCGGCAACCAAUACAGAAUAUACUUCGCGUGGGCCAAGACAGUUUAAGGAGAUUCAGAAUGGGUCAUAAUUGCCUGGUUAGUCACAUGGUACAGCAACGCCUUCCUUGAGAGCAAAUGCCUUGGGAGAGGGCAAAGACGUUAUUAUACGCUGUACGCACUACCUGCCUUCUCAUCAUAGCUAAGAGUUCGUAGUUAAUUUUGGCAAUCAGCGCAACCUACAGAUUAUAUUAAUUAGUUGGUUGGGUUAUUAUUUGCAAGCGCAAUUCAUGAUUUUCAAAAGAAAUGUCAAACUGUGUUCAGUGCGAUAGUGUGUUUUUCCUUAUUAUAAAACAAUUAAUAGACUUUAAGUUUUUGUAAUAUCCGGACUAAUAAUCGAUCUUCAUCUCGGUAAGUGUUUUCAGCUUCAGCCUUCGGCCUUGGCUGAUUUUUGCACUUUUGCUCAUCCAAUUAUAACAUAACAUAACAUAACAUAACAUAACAUAACAUAACAUAACAUAACAUAACAUAACAUAACAUAACAUAACAUAACAUAACAUAACAUAACAUAACAUAACAUACCAUACCAUAAAACUUUAUUUAUACUGGAAUUUUAGAGUAGCUAACAAGCUAAUUUCUUCGAGCUGACACUACAUGAAAAUAAUAUAGAAAUAUAUAUAUAGUAAUAUAAUGAAUUGAAGAUUUCAUCAGCUAUUAAAGUGCUCAAUAGGUAAACUAGAGCGAUGUGUAGAUUUGCAGAGUUGGAUUAUUUGGUCGAAGACAUUUAUUGCUACUCAGAGUUUCAUGCUCCUUGCGGAGCAAUCAUCAUAUAUACAUUAAAUCAUCAUAUAUACAUUAAAUGCAUUAUAAGUAAUAAUAAUAAAAUAAUAUUAAUAAUAAUAAGCACAUAAAAAAAAGAAAGAAAGAAACGAAAAUAUUAUUUACAAUUCACAAUUUUAAGUUUAAGUAUGUCAAGCAAAAAGAAUCUACAUGAAGGUAUAUCCUGUAUUUUGGUCUUAAAGUCUGCAAAAAACCUGGCACGAAAAACUUCCGGCAGUGCAUUCCACUGCUUAGCUGAAAAGUAAGAAAAGGAGUUAAGACCUUAGGUAGUUGUUUUAGGUUUACUUAGAGAAACAAUGUAGUUGCCACGAAGAUCAUAGGAAGGGGACCGGAGUGAAAACAUAUUCUUCGUAUAAGCAGGAAAAUGAGUGAAAAACAAACUCUUGUAUAACAGAAUGAGGAAAUUUUGAACGCUUUUGUUACACAACGAAGUAGAGUUGACUUUAGAGAGAAGAGUGUUGUAUGGAGACGAGCAAUCUCCAAGUACAAAUCUAAGUAUACUUUUAUUUAAAGCUCUUUGUAACCUCUUUGUUUGUCUUGUCCUGGUGUGUUAUUGCUCUUCAACUAGCUAGGUAAUACUUGUACUAGUCGUGACUCGGUGGCCAGCUGCAACCCCCAUGCCAUUUCUCGAAACUUUCCGACUUGAGUAUCACUAUUACACGAUAAAAGGUUCUCUUAUACGACAACCGUCUCGUAAUUUUUACUUUUAAGAUCCAGAGAAGACAAAGCAUACCCUCUAGUUAUGGAGGAUAAGGUUGUUGAUGUUUACUGUCAUAUGACCAUGGCUACGACUGGUAAUGACGCAUGCGGUGAUGGUGGAUGGACGCUUGUUAUAAAAAUGGAUGGCAACCAGGUAACCUUACAUUUAAUCUCUGAACGUAAUAUAACUAACCUUUGCUAAUUAAAAUGAAAUAGCAGUAUAUUUACAGUUUAGUUCUGGAACAUUACUCAAGUAAACAGGCGGCUGAUGGCUUUAUAAUAUAAACCAGUAUGAACAGAAUAAUCUAAAACAUAUCUUUGAUAAUUUAACAGUCCUUUGUCAAAGACAAUUGCUGGUUUUCAGUGUCACGCCAUUCAAUAUAGAUCAAAAUAAAAAUCAAAACGGUUCGAUAGAUAAAGUCCAGCAUCUGGGAAAUGAAAGGAGGUACAUAUACAAAGACCCUCGCCAAGAUUCAGGUCAGAGGAAUAUUUCGUAUACGAGAUAUCCGAAGAAAUGUUUUAUCCAAACUUAUAGAGAUUUGUAUGGAGACGCCAUGCUGGUGCUCACCUGGAUGAGCUCCAACAUGGCGGACGGAAACCAACAGAAACAUCUGUUACCGAGUUUUGCUACAAAAGCCUGAAUUUAAUCUUCGGGAAACUCAUAAACAUUAAAUUCAUACUUUUUUUAAUACAUGAACUGUUUAGAUAGCAAAAUUUCCUGAAAUAAGUCAUUUUUUUAACCUACAGGCAUGACAGCUUUCUUGGCCAUCAUGUAAAUGCCGCGUCACAAAAACCAAGAACCCAUUUUGAAGGGAAAAUUUGUAUGAAAAUUAGUUUUCAGCUACUCUGAUGAAUCGUGAAAGUAAAAUCUCGGUAGGAUCGAUAGUUUUUUAAGUUUGAAUUUUAGUGACGUCAUGUGAAAACCAACAAUAAGCAGUGACGGAUUCAGAAAAUUCAGAUAGGGGUGACCGGAACGUUUGCCAGCUAUAUAGAUACUGUUUAUGUUGAUGACUAAUUCUUCAAAAAUAAUACAAAAUUUUACCAAAAAAGAGGGGAAUAACAUAACAUAACAUAAAACUUUAUUUAAACUAAAUAAUAUCUUCGAGUGACACUACAUAAAAAACUAUACGAAAAUAUAUAUAUACAUUUCAAGAAAAAAUUUCAAUUCACAAUUUUAAGUUUAGGGUAUGUCAGGCAAAAAGAAUCCAUGAAGGUAACAUCCUGUAUUUUAGUCUUAAAGUCUGCAAAAAAAAACUAUAGAAAAAAGUCCGGCAGUGCAUUCCACUAGUUAAGAAAGGAGUUAAGACCAUAGGUAGUUGUUUUAGGUUUACUUAGUGAAAGAAUGUUCUUCACGAAGAUCAUAAGAAGAGGAAUAUUCUUCAUAUAAGUAGAAAAAUGAUGAAAAACAAAUUUUAUAUAACAGAAUGAGGAAAUUUUGAAUGCGUUUGUUAAACAAAGAAGUAGAGCUGACUUUUGAGAGAAGAGUGUUGUAUGGAGACGAGUAAUCUCCAAGUAUAAAUCUAAGUAUUCUUUUAUUUAGAGCUUCGCCAACCCCUUAAUCCGCCCAUUGUAUUGUCAUGGAGACUUGUUGUUAAGCCUCGAAUAAUGACGUGGCAUAAUCCUCAAUGGUUUGUAUGUUUUAACCCUCAAUUCAGUCGGCGUUUUUAAUUUCCUAGCCGAAUGUUACUUAAUUUAGGAAUUAAGGCUUUAUCCGCGUGGGACUAGCUUCUGGUACUUCACCUAUAUAUUAAAUUAUGCACGUUUUUUAAUUUGCCAUUAAUUGUAAAUGACAUCAGAUCAGAUUGCAUGCAUGUCUGAAUUAAGACGUAUACUCCGGCAAAAUUCUACUAUGAUUGGAGCUAUGCUCUCCCCAGGACCAUUCCCAGAAACACUCAGAGAAGAGCUGGCUCACGUUCACAGAAUGACUACUUACAGAUCAGGGCACUUUUUAAUAGAUCUAUCUUCGCCAUCUCUGCACGCACAAGAAUAAACAAACUCGACGACGGUUUCUCGGCAUUGGCAAAUUUUAUCAGUCGUUUGCCGCCUGAGAAAUUACGCAACAUCGUCUAUAUCCCACCAGGUCCUUAAGCGGGUGCAAAGAUAAUGGAUAUCGUGUAUAAGGUCUAUUAGCUGAUGAUUUAUAAAAAUUACAUUUUAAUGCUCUAAUUAAAAAAUAGGAACGCUUAUUUACUUUGCUUAAGAUUGUUACUAAUAUUCCUCCAACAGCAAACUUUUCACUACAAUUCCACACUUUGGGAGAACAAAGACACCUUUAACAUUGACGGCGGAAAGACUGGGUUUGACUCGAAGGAGACAAAACUUCCCUCCUACUGGAACACAUCCUUUUCUAAGAUUUGCCUCGGCAUGAAGAUCAACAACCAGAUCAAUUUUAUUGAAAUCACAAAGAACGCCAAUUCCCUGUAUUCACUGAUGGCUGAUGGGCUAUACUGCUACACCUCACUGGGUCGUGACACGUGGAAGUCCGUGGUUGGUCCUAAUGCCUCCUUACAGUUAAACUGCAACAUGGAAGGGUUCAAUGCAGAGUGUACCAAAAUAGGACGAUCUAAAGCAAGAAUCGGCAUCCUUGGUAGCGAUGGCGAGAAUUGCCACUACUGUAACUCCAGGAUCGGUUUCGGCACUGGAGGAGAUCAUGACGAUUCUAACACAUGUGGAAACGACGCUAUAAAUGACGGAGAUAAUGGGGCUCAGCAUAUUAAAGCCAUGGGAUACAUUUUGGUACAGUGA
Porites lobata is the source of this 25505-nucleotide messenger RNA. The record is from the annotation of a GenBank genome assembly. Lineage: Eukaryota; Metazoa; Cnidaria; Anthozoa; Scleractinia; Poritidae.